Molecule: messenger RNA, 1207 nt
Organism: Zingiber officinale
Lineage: Eukaryota; Viridiplantae; Streptophyta; Magnoliopsida; Zingiberales; Zingiberaceae
Product: O-fucosyltransferase 16-like
Exons: 4
Coding region: 116-1207 (363 amino acids)
Source: RefSeq, a predicted model, not a curated record
CAAUUUCAGUGAGAUUUUUGAUGUCGACUGGUUCAUCAACUCUCUGUCCAAUGAUGUCAAGGUUAUCAAACAACUCCCCGAAAAUGACGGCGAGGGCAUUUGGAGUCCUCAUACGAUGCGUGUUCCCAGAAAGUGCUCCGCAAUUUGCUAUCAGACUCGAGUUCUGCCCGUGUUCAUGAAGAAGAACGUUGUUAAACUUACAAAAUUUGAUUAUAGGCUCGCGAACCAGUUGGAGACAGAUCUUCAGAAAUUGAGAUGCCGAGUGAACUAUCAUAGCUUGAAAUUCACAGACCAGAUACAAAAUAUGGGCGACAAACUGAUCCAUAGGAUGAAUGCUAAAGGCAAUGACCACUUCAUUGCCCUUCACUUGAGGUUCGAAGCAGAUAUGCUCGCCUUCUCUGGAUGCUAUUACGGAGGAGGAGAGAGAGAAAGAACUGAAUUGGGCGCAGUACGCAAACGAUGGAAAACGUUACGUGCAAGCAAUCCCGAAAAGGAACGCAGGCAUGGUAAAUGCCCGCUCAAGCCUGAAGAGGUCGGGCUGAUGCUCAAGGCACUGGGCUUCGGAAGGGAUGCUCAUCUCUACGUGGCUUCCGGCGAGAUCUAUGGCGGAGAAGAAAGACUAGCACCUCUCAAGGCAUUAUUCCCCAACCUUCACUCCAAAGAGACCUUAGCCACCGAAGAAGAGCUGGCGCCGUUCUCGUCCUACUCGUCCCGAAUGGCCGCACUCGAUUUCAUUGUUUGCGACGGCGGCAGCGUAUUCGUGGCCAACAACAACGGCAACAUGGCCAAGAUACUGGCCGGCCGAAGGAGAUAUUUCGGGCACAAGAGGACGAUAAGGCCGAACGCGAAGAAGCUACACACUCUGUUUCUGAACGUAACUGACAUGCCCUGGGAAACGUUCUCAUCGAGAGUUCGUGCGUUCCAGAAAGGUUUCAUGGGAGAGCCAAACGAGGAGACAAUUGGCAGAGGAGGGGGAGGAGGAUUCCAUGAAAAUCCUUCAGCGUGCAUAUGCGAAAAGCAUUUUGUGCCGUAUUAUCUCCGCGCCGAGUUUGACAAGAGAGCGAAGAGGAAGGGAAACAAGAGCUAUGGGGAGGUGACAGGUUACUUUUCAGGAGGAGACAAGAAUUUGGGGUGGACGGAUUUGGAUUACGAGGAAACUGAGAGUCCCUCCAAUGGAACAGACUUGGAUUAUGAUGAACUAAUCUAG